Molecule: messenger RNA, 3400 nt
Organism: Calliphora vicina (urban bluebottle blowfly)
Lineage: Eukaryota; Metazoa; Arthropoda; Insecta; Diptera; Calliphoridae
Gene: Ifrd1
Product: Interferon-related developmental regulator 1
Exons: 5
Coding region: 1354-2631 (425 amino acids)
Source: RefSeq, a predicted model, not a curated record
UGCUCAUUCGCGGAAAAAUAGUGCUUGUGAAAACAUCGUUUAUGAUUUUUUCGUGUAUGUGUGAAUUAAAUUUCACAAUUCAUCGCAAAAGUUCUCAACUUUUAAUAAACCAGUGAAUAAAAUAAAAAAAGAGACAACAAAUUAACGAAUUCUUAAACAAAAGUGUUUAAUGAAAUAAUAAACUUAAAGCUUUUCGUUAACCUUGCGAAAUAGGUUUUUUUUGGACAAAGAACGUGAAUUGAACAUUUUGAUUUACAUUUUUCUUUGAGUUUUUGAUGCAAUCGAUUUUUGCCAACGACCAAUGAGUAAUCUUUAUUAAUUUUUCGAGCACUUUUGAUUUCUAUCUCUGUGUGUAGAGUACGAAUUUAUUAAAGAAAGUUGGAAAAAUCCCAACAAACAAUAAAAGAGUACGAACACAAUUGGAUUAAAUUGUGAAACAAACAGAAAACAAUUAAUAACAAAUACUAACUUGCAAUUAAUCAUGAAAUUUGUUCCAACAACAAAAUUCAACGUUAAUAAUUAUCUUGUUCAAAGUGAAAUAACUUCGGUGUGUGUGCAAGAAUUCAAUAUAAAUAUUUAUACAACGGCUACUAAGCAAUCGAAUAACAAAUUGUACUUGUCACGAAAAACAACCAAUAGAGGAUCUCAAGUGAUUUUUAAAAGAAAUAGACAAAAUCAAAUACAAAAUUUAAGUAAAAAAAAUACAAUUUUUAAAAAUUGGAAAAAUCAAAACUUUUGCAUAUCCACUUCUUGAUUAAGUGCAACAAAUAAUUAAAUAAUAUUAAAACAAUUUCUAACAAUAAACAUAAUUGUGCUAAACCAAAGUGAAUAACUAAUUAAUUGGACUUCCUUUAAAAAUUAAAAAAAAAACAAAACAAAAUAUAAAUUAAUUGUUACUUAAAAAAAAAACAAAAGUAGAAGUUAAUAAAUAAAUUUACCUCGUGUUUUACUGUCACAUCAUUUUUUCAUAUUCUUUUUGAGUUUAAAUUCUUAAAUUGCGCGCGCGCUUCUGCCCUUUUUUGCUUCACUAACUGCCCGGCGUGCAUAAAGGAAAAUUUGUUUCCUUGUCUAACUAAAUUUAUUGUGCCUGUAUUUAUUUUCUGUGCACUUGCUCAAGGCUAAUUCUAACCAUAUCCACCACCUUCGACAACAACAACAUUGUUGUCAUCAGUCAGUAAAAGAGAGAUAUCACAAGAAACUUUUCUCAAUAAAUACAGGGUGUCUACUACAGCAUCAAGUGAUUUGGAUACCUUAAGGAAUAAAAGCUUCAAGAUUUCUAGUUCAACUGCAUCUUUAUUCUCUGUUAAAAUUUCUAAAUCUUUGGAAAAAACUAAAAACAACAAAAAAUCCAACAUGCCGCGUCGUAAUAAGAAAGGUGGAAAAGGACGUAAUGGUGAUUCCAAUUCGGAAGAUGAAUCUUAUAAUGACAAUGCAUCAGUAUAUUCAUACGUUUCCGAUAAUGCUCCCUCGUCUGUUAAUGAUACCGAUGAAUUGUCUCUAAACGAACGUUAUGAGGAAAAGUUCGUACAAGCUUUAGAAAAUGCUACAGAAAAAUCUGCACAAACUAGAGUUUCGGCUUUGGAGAGCAUGUGUGAAUCUUUGAUGCAUCGUUAUAUGCCCGACUGUGUCGAUGAUCGCAAGGAUACACUGAUCGAUUGCAUAGAAAAAAGUAUACGUCGUGGUAAAGGCUCCGAACAGGUGUGGGGCGCUAGAUUAGCUCCUUUGCUCGUAUUGCAAUUGGGAGGAGAUGAGGGAAUUUCGAAGGCUUUAAAUCAAUUCUUGUUAACCACAGUGCAGGAUAAAUCGGUAUCGUUUGAUGCCCGUGCAAAAUGCUGUACUGCCUUGGGUUUAUUGAAUUUCUUUGGCAAUGUUGACAUUGGCGACCUUUUGACUUUGAUGCAAUUUUUCGAAGGUAUUUUUAGUGGCAGUUAUUUAAAGGGUGACGAUAAGACACCCAUCUCCGUUAAUGCUGAUGCUGGUACAUUGCAUGCAGAGGCUUUGUCAUCGUGGGGCUUAUUACUGACUAUGAUACCACCGGGCGAUUUUGUCUCCUGGAUGACCAGUGGUCAAUCUAUGUUGCCACCUUUUAAAAAACUUAUGGGUCUUUUACAAUCUCCUCAUUUGGAUGUACGCAUGGCUGCGGGUGAAACUUUAGCAUUAAUUUUGGAAUGCGGCCGUGCUCACGAUGACGAUUUCUUGGAGGAGUACUUAAAUGAUUUAAUUGAUGCUGUCAAGCAAUUGGCUACUGAUUCGCACAAAUACCGAGCUAAGCGUGACCGUAAAGCUCAAAGAGCUACAUUCAGAGAUGUUUUGCGUUACUUGGAGGAGGAUAUUUCGCCGGAAAUAAGUAUACGCUUUGGCACUGAAAGUUUAGUUUUAGAUUCAUGGGCUAUACAUCAUCAAUAUUCGGCUUUGUGUGUUGUGAUGGGUCCUGGCAUGACAUCCCAAUUACAAGAAAAUGAUUUUAUAAGAGAAAUGUUUGGAUUGGGAGCCAAACUCAAUCAAACUAAUGGAGUACCCAAAAGCAAAGCUUCUAAAUUGGAAAGGCAUUUAAUGAACGCAGCUGCAUUUAAAGCUCGCACUAUAUCAAGAGCCAAAAACCGUGAUAAACGUUCUGCCGUUUUUAACUAAAAUUAAAUCACAAAUGAAAUACCUAGUUUUUAGUUUACUUAUCUCCCAGCCAAUUCAAAUUUACCAACAAACCAAACCUUUUUGAAUAUAAAUUUUAUAUUAUUUUCUUUUUAUAAAAUUCAUUUCAUUUGUUUAACUUUUGUUAAGUUGUUAGUUUAAUUUUAAAAUCUUUAAAAUAUUUUAGAAAAAAAUAUAAACAUAAUAAAAUAUAAUGAAACAAAUAAACAAAAACUUUAGGCAUAGUAAAAUAUUUUAACAAGUAAUGAACUAUGAAACAUAAAUAUAUAAUAAAAUAUAUAUAUAUAUACUAUAAUACAUAAUACAUUUAUUUAGUCAAUGGAUGGCAAAUAGUAGUGCAUUAAUUUAUGAUUAUUGCGUAUGCAAUUGUAUUGCUUACAUUUUUAGAUUUAAAUCAUUAGGUGUUAAGUUGUGUAAUCAUUAAACUCUCGGAACAAUUCUAUUAACAAACUCUUCUAUUAUAUAUUUUGCAAAAUGUCAGCACCAUAUCCUCCUAACAUAUAUACAUACAUAUGUAUAUAUUUGCGAUUAACCUUCCUGCUAAAUUAAAUUGAGACAUCAUAACCGGUCAAAGCAAUACAAUUAAUAAUGUAUGUAAUAUAGAAAUACCAAUAAUUUUUAUAAAGCAUAUAUGAAAAUUACAAUUACCUUACUACUUACCCCCACUUGAAAACUGUAUAAAACAUUAAUUUUUAAUUCAAUACAAAUAAAAAUUAGUCAUAUAAUAAUUACAGAUACAAGCCGAAAUAAA